Penicillium daleae is the source of this 1440-nucleotide messenger RNA. RefSeq names its product acetylornithine transaminase. Gene Ontology annotation, molecular function: pyridoxal phosphate binding; identical protein binding; transaminase activity. The record is from RefSeq and is a predicted model, not a curated record. Gene Ontology annotation, cellular component: mitochondrial matrix. Gene Ontology annotation, biological process: arginine metabolic process. Lineage: Eukaryota; Fungi; Ascomycota; Eurotiomycetes; Eurotiales; Aspergillaceae. The transcript has 3 exons. Bases 1 to 1440 code for a protein of 479 amino acids.
AUGUCUGCCGUUCGUUUGGCUGCGCGCCGUGUGCCUCGCGCAACUCGGCUGGUUUCUUCUUUUGAGUCACCAGUCCAGCGACGCUUUGCGGCAACCUCCAAUGCUCCUCAGGAAGUGAAGCGCCAGGUGCAGAGUGAGGCUACCCUCCCUAAUCCCGAUCCCUCGCCAGACUCGCUCACCGUGUCGUUUAUCAAUGAGCGCGCACCCUUCAUGGUCCCUACCUACGUUCGCCCCGCUCCGAUGAUGAUGAAGGGACAGGGCUGCUACCUGUGGGAUAUGGAGAACAGACGGUACUUGGAUUUCACCUCUGGUAUUGCAGUGAACUCCCUCGGUCACUGUGAUCCUGAGAUUGCCAAGAUUAUUGCGGAGCAGGCCGAGACUCUCAUUCACGCCUCGAAUCUUUACCACAACCCUUGGACUGGUGCCCUGAGCCAGCUUCUCAUCAAUUUGACUCGCGAAUCUGGUGCUAUGCGCGAUGCUUCCCAGGUUUUCAUCUCCAACUCCGGUACCGAAGCCAACGAGGCUGCGAUCAAGUUUGCCCGCAAGGUCGGCCGGUCUAUCGAUCCCUCCGGUGCCAAGCACGAGUUUGUCUCCUUCCACAACUCCUUCCAUGGUCGUACAAUGGGUGCCUUGUCUGCUACCCCCAACCCCAAGUACCAGACCCCCUUCUCGCCUAUGCUGCCCGGUUUUAAGUACGGUAACUACAACGAUAUCGAGCAACUGCAGACCCUCAUCACUGAGAACACCUGCGGUGUGAUUGUCGAACCUAUUCAGGGCGAGGGCGGUGUCAACGUCGCCACUCCCGAGUUCCUUGCCGCUCUUCGCAAGCGCUGCGACGAGGUCGGUGCUGUCCUGAUUUUCGAUGAGAUCCAGUGCGGUCUGGCCCGUACCGGAAGCUUCUGGGCUCACGGCAACCCGACUCUGGCCCCUGUGUCUGGUGAGGCUGCUCACCCGGAUAUUUUGACCACUGCAAAGGCCCUUGGUAACGGUAUCCCCAUUGGCGCGACCAUUGUCUCUGGCAAGACUGUCGCAUCUCAUAUCAAGACUGGCGACCAUGGGACUACCUUUGGUGGAAACCCUCUGGCCUGCCGAGUCGCCUACCACAUCGUCGCGCGCCUCGCGGACCCCGAGCUGCAGGCUGCUGUCCAAGAGAAGUCGAAGGUUUUCACCUCUGGAUUCCAGGCUCUGCAAAAGAAGUACCCAGAUGUUAUCUCGGAGGUUCGUGGCCGCGGCUUGAUCCUCGGUCUCCAACUGUCUCCCGCUUUUACCUCCAAGGCCGCUGAUAUCAUCACCGCUGCUCGUGAGCGCGGCCUGCUGAUCAUCACUGCCGGUGAUGGCUGCAUCCGCUUCGUUCCUCCUUUGACGAUCACGGAAGAGCAGAUUCAGACCGGAUUGAACAUUCUAGAGCAGGCUCUGGCUUCCGUGGUUUCCAAGGCUUAG